AUGGCUGGAAGCUCUGAAAAACCCACUCCGAACAAGUCGAAAUCAGGUUCUCGUGAGGGAGCAAGCACUUCGGAUGGUCCAGUUACACAGAACAAAAUCGAUCCAUGGAUCGCUUCACAGUCUUACUACCAUGGAUACUUGCCAAGACAAGACAUCCCCUCAAUACUCUCGCAACACGGCGAUUUUUUGGUGCGAUCUACGGAGGUGCUUCACGUUUGA
Molecule: messenger RNA, 219 nt
Organism: Strongylus vulgaris
Lineage: Eukaryota; Metazoa; Nematoda; Chromadorea; Rhabditida; Strongylidae
Source: the annotation of a GenBank genome assembly